Cynoglossus semilaevis (tongue sole) is the source of this 4938-nucleotide messenger RNA. It is a transcript of the gene phf8, whose product is annotated as PHD finger protein 8. Bases 511 to 3564 code for a protein of 1017 amino acids. The record is from RefSeq and is a predicted model, not a curated record. The transcript is spliced from 22 exons. Lineage: Eukaryota; Metazoa; Chordata; Actinopteri; Pleuronectiformes; Cynoglossidae.
UGAAGCUCCUGCUGCAGCUGCUGCAACUUUAUUGUGUUUGAAGCGCAGACAGCGACCCUGCAGCCUUUGAAAUGGCGCUCAUGGACUUAAGCACGCUGCUUUUUGUACAUUUUUGGCUCGUUUAGGUUGCUUUGAGCUCUGUUCUUGUGGUCCAGUGUGCAGGUCGAGACCGGGUCUCUAUCUUUGUGCUCAGGAGAGUUGGCAAAGCAUGAUUUAGUUAAAUUCUUUGCUUAUAUUUACGGUUGCAUAACAAGGCCGCAGCGAACCCCGGUCUUGCGUGAGGAUUACAGCGGCUUUGGAGCGCUUGGCCUUGCCGCAGCCGGAUUUCGAUUUCCUGUCAACUAUUGGAGAAAACGUGCCCCUUUUCACCCCAGGACCACAACAAUAUGACCUAAAUUCCAUAAAUUAGGUCUCAUUAGUUAAUUAAUCACACAACUAUUCUAAAGAAGCUGCGAUACCUUCACCUAAAAAAAAAAACAAACCUCAAGUUCAACUGCACCACCAGCCAGCAUGGCGUCAGUACCAGUGUACUGUUUGUGUCGCCUGCCGUAUGAUGUGACGCGCUUCAUGAUCGAGUGUGACAAUUGUCAAGACUGGUUCCAUGGAAGCUGCGUUGGAGUUGAAGAGGACAAGGCAGCUGAGAUUGAUUUGUAUCAUUGUCCAAACUGUCAGGUUACCCAUGGGCCAUCUGUCAUGCGCAAACGGCGUGGAGCAAACAAGCAGAUAGAUGUAAGUGCAGCAGGAAGGGAUCCCAGUCGACCAGUUAAGACUGGCAGUCCACAAUUUGUCAGGGAGCUGCGGAGCCGCACCUUCCCAAGUGCGGACGAAGUUCUGCUAAAACCAUCUGGAGCUCAGCUGACAGUGGAUUUUCUGGAAGAGCAUUCGUUCAGUGUUCCUGUCAUGGUGCUCAGACGGGAUGGUCUGGGCAUGACACUUCCGCCGUCAUCUUUCAGUGUCAAUGAUGUAGAGCACUACAUUGGAGCAGACAAAGAGAUUGAUGUGAUUGAUGUGUCGAGGCAGUGUGACUUGAAGAUGAGAUUGGGAGACUUCAUUGAAUAUUACAACAGCCCAAACCGAGACCAAGUGCUCAACGUCAUCAGCCUGGAGUUCUCAGAGACCAGACUCUCAAAUCUGGUGGAGACCCCAAAGAUUGUGAGGAAACUGUCAUGGGUGGAGAAUCUUUGGCCUGAGGAGUCUGUGUUUGAGCGCCCCAAUGUUCAGAAGUACUGCCUCAUGGGAGUGAAGGACAGCUACACCGACUUUCACAUUGACUUUGGGGGAACCUCCGUGUGGUAUCAUGUUCUGAGGGGUGAAAAGAUCUUCUACCUGAUUUCCCCAACACCAGCCAACUUGGCACUGUUUGAGCGGUGGAGCUCUUCAUCAAACCAGAACGAGAUGUUCUUUGGGGACCAGGUUGAUAUGUGCUAUAAAUGCUCCCUCAAACAAGGAAACACUCUGUUCAUACCAACAGGGUGGAUUCAUGCUGUCUUGACUCCAGUGGACUGCUUGGCUUUUGGGGGGAAUUUCUUGCACAGUCUUAACAUUGACAUGCAGUUACGAGCGUAUGAAAUAGAGAAGAGGUUGAGCACAGCAGACCUGUUUAGGUUUCCUAACUUUGAGACUGUGUGCUGGUAUGUUGGAAAGCAUCUUCUGGACAUCUUUAGAGGUUUACGAGAAAAUCGCAGACAUCCAGCCACUUAUCUGGUUCAAGGGGCAAAAGCCUUGAACAACGCCUUCCGCAGUUGGACCCGUAAAGAGGCUUUAGCAGAGCAUGAGGCGGAGAUUCCAGAAAACAUCAACACUCAGAUGUUAGUGAAAGAUCUGGCCAAGGAGAUUCGCCUGGUUGAGGACAUCUUUCAACAAAACAUUGGCCGCACUGGACAACAGUUUCCUGGUUCUCCGCUCACUAAAGCCCCACUGACCAGCUCUCAAAAUUCAGGACACCCACCAGUAAAAAAGAAAGGACCUAAACCCAAAGAAGUAAUAGGGGGUCUGGGCCCAACAGUAACCAAGAAGAAGAGUCAGAAGGGGCUGCUUAAAGCAGAGGCAGGAGAACUGGACCUGAUUGAAAUCCACACCAAACAUACACUCAAGAAAUUUCAACCUGGGAAGUCCAAAAACAAGAACAAGUUGGAGUUGCCAUUAGAAGAGUUGGAAGGGAAACUGAGUAAAAGAAAACUCAAGCUCGUAUUGACCAAUGGAAAAAUCCAGGGUAAGAAGGAUGGCAGCAGUAAUGGUGCAGGAGCUGCUGGAAAGUACAAACAUCUUGCCAUGGAGGGGGCCAGUCUGUCUGAUUUGGAGUCUGAAGAUGAGCUGCAGAUUGAUGAGACUCCACCCCCGAGACGCAAACCUCCAGGACCAAGCAAGAAAAAGAAAAUAAGUGGUCUUCCUAGGAAGCUGCCCAGAGCCAAACCCUGCUCUGACCCGAAUCGUAUCAGAGAGCCAGGAGAGGUUGACUUUGACAUUGAGGAGGACUACACCACAGAUGAGGAAGCACUGGCUGCUCAUGGAGUGAAGGGUGGUGCAGGGGGAAUUCUGGACUUACUAAAGGCCAGCAAGCAAGUUGCGGGACUGGACUCUGCAGCACUGAGUGAGGAAGCACCAGCUUCUCCGAGUACUCGUGAUGCUAUCCAGGGAAUGCUUUCCAUGGCUAAUCCCCCCUCCUCGUCCUCAUCUUCAUCAUCUUCAUCUCCAUUAUCUAUCUCUGGAGGUCUGACAGAGGGCUUAGGGGUGGUCAAAGAGAAGGGAGGCAGGGCUGUGUGGGUAACUGGAGGGGUUAAAAAAACAGGAACUUCCGAGAAGAAAGCUGUCAUCCAGCGGCCUGGAAAAAGGCCAAUUAAACGGCCGGCCCGUCACUUAAGUGAUGAUGACAGUCCAGAUGAACAGGAAACCCUGGGAACCUGUUUUAAAGAUUCAGACUAUGUUUAUCCAUCCCUGGAGUCUGAUGAGGAGGACCAUGCUAAUAAAACUAAGAUGAAGCGUAAGAAGAACUGGGAUGAUUCUCCUUGGAGUCCUAAAGCCAGAGUGAUGCCCACCCUUCCCAAACAGGAUCGACCAGCCAGAGAGGGGGCCAGAGUUGCAUCUGUAGAAACUGGUCUUGCUGCUGCGGCUGCCAAACUGGCACAACAAGAGCAGCAGAAGCCUGCCAAAAGAAAGUACACCAAAAAACAGCGCCGCCCUCCUGCUGCAGUCGCUUCUCCCCCUGCGCAGAUAGAGCAGGCGCCAUCGUCUCCUUUACCUGCUUCAGAGUCUGCUGGAGACUUUAGUCCAGAGAGAAGGAUGGAUUAUUUCUCUGCUAGUUUGCUGGACCAUGAAUAUACAGCAGGACCAGGACCUUUUGGGCCUGGAGGUCCUAGAGGUGGUGGAGCCAUGGCCCCUGGUGUGUUCCUCACUUCACGACGACCUUCGCUGUCUCCACAGAACAGCAACUCUCUGUCUGGUGCAUCCCCAGCAAGCCAAGGAAUAACAGGAGUUGGAAAACGUCCAAAGAAAGGGCUAGCAACUGCAAAACAGAGACUCGGAAAAAUUCUUAAAAUCCAUCGCAAUGGGAAACUCCUCUUGUAAAAUACAUUGAAGAUGUGAAAUUAUGAAAAGGGAUAUUGUAGAAGUAAGUCCAGAAAAAAAAUUGAAUAUUCUAUAUUUUGUACUUAAAAUUUGUUUACUGUCCUUACCUGUUAAUUAAUACGUGUUGUUCUGCCAUGAAGCAGGUAUUCAACCAAGUUUGUGGCUGGUUUGUCACUCCAUUAUUUUGCAUUCAGGUAUUUUCAGAGAUACAUCUUUUAUUUUCAACAGAUUACAGUGAUGAUUGUCAUGAUGGUAAUUAGAUUUAGAUCAUGAUAUUAGGACAGUUUGUAAAAAAAAAAAAAAGAGAAAAAAAGACUAAAAUCCAGCAGAACAGUGAUUUUAACUAGCUCAAUUAACUAGCAUAGAAAAAAACUCUUUAAGUUUUUGUUUUUAUUCUUUUCUAUUGAAAUUGUGUUUAUGCAAAUUCAAAAUGUCCAACAUAAUUUUUUAAAGGGAAAGAAAAACACAUGUUGUCACGCUGUUGUCUUGUUGCAUUGAGUUGUAGUUUUAAACCCAAAACCUCACGUGUGGUAAGACAUACACAUCAAUCUAUUGUGCUCAUCAUCAGAAAUCUCUAUUGAUUUUACCAACUAGUUACCAUAUAACUUUUUAUUCAUGUAAUGUAGCUCUGUCUAUAAAUCAAACCAUGUAAACUAAUGCCAAGAUUAACAUACAGUUUUAUUUAUCAUUUUUAUUUAUCAAGGAAAACGUUCAGUUUUAUUUCAUGUGUUUUGUUAUCACCUUGUCUUCAAAGUCCCACUUUGACUUUUUCAACCACUUAAUACAUGUAAAAAAGUUUUUCUGUGGCUUUGUUACUGUUUUCUUUUUUACAAUUUAAGUUGACAAUGUACAUAUUUGUAAUAUUUGUAAUUUAUAUAGCUACAUUUGAAAAGCAGAAAAAUAUUAUAUGUUAAAAAGACUAGUUUUUUGCAGGUUACCUUAAUUUGUCAGGUCAGAUUUAGACAUGUGCUUUCUUUUCACAGAAUGUACUAGCGAUUAAGAAAAAUGUAGAUUUAUUUGUUUAAAUAUGAGUGACGGUGCAGAACACAAUUUCAUAUGUACAUAUAUAAUGUAUGAUGUAAUUUAAGUUCUUUUAUAGUUCCAGAUACUUUGAAAUCUUUUCUUAACAUAACUUGUACAUGAUAAAUUGCUGUAUUUGGAAAAUAUCUGAAAAAAAAAUCCCUUUUUUAUAUUUGUAUGCAGUAAAUGUCAUGCCUAGUUGUGUCGUGUUGGUAUGCUAUUGAAAUGUGUGCUAGACAUAAAUGACCUUGUAGUAUCCAUUUAGUUUUUAUAUUAAUUAUUGUUGCUACCCACUCUUGUGUUGGUGUGUACUGUGUUUUAAAAAUGUACUUAAAAUAUACCUUUGGGCAAAAU